AUGCUCCCAGGACAGCACACCUGCCCCGGCACCAGCCAGCCCGACGACUCCACGCCGGAGGAGGACUUCGACAACGAAGUCCAGGCACUCCUGGCCCGAGUCAACGUGGCCGAGUUGUGUCGAGCGGCGAGCGCUCUGUCCGGUGGAAGACCGUGCCGGUUUUCCACUGAAAACCUUGGCCAACGCAAGGCCACCAUCAAGGGCAUCAACCUCGAUGCCUGGAUCCGUUUCGAGGGCGGCCAGGCAUGGCAUGUUCGCAUUCCUCGCAUCACGGCCCUCAGCCACCUCCCGGUGGACCUGGUCGACUCCUUUAUCCAAAACGAGUAUGCGACCCUCAAGUGGCUUUGGAAGGCUGGCAUACCUGCUCCCAGAUGCUACGGGUACGGUCUUGCCAGUGACCCAUCCAACCUCGUGGGCGUCAGUUACAUCUUCCUGUGUGUCGUGCCAGGCAAACCUUUCGACGCGUCCAAGGCAACUCUUGAGCAGAAGCUCAAGGUCUACGACCAAUAUGCAAAGAUCCUCGCGACAAUUCAGUACCAGACACCUCGCGGAUAUGCUUCUUCUCUCGCCCACACAGAGAACAAGAAGGAGGACUACAAUGUUGAUGACGCCAUAGCUAGCGACAGGUUCACUCACCUCGGCAGACAUGGACCUUUCCGUACGCCUCUCGAAUACUUUACCUCAAUAGCAGAGUGGCAUCUCCAGCUUAUCGCUGAUGGACAACUUUACCCCGAGUACGCCAGGGAGGCCUAUGUUUUCUACAAGCUGCUCAAAGAGAGAGCUGCCCCGGUCCUAGCGAAGCGAUCUGGUCCAAGAUUUUGGCUGAAGCAUAUCGAUGACACGGGGGACCAUAUCCUCGUGGAUAGAGACUACAACAUCAGGUCGAUUGUCAAUUGGCAACUUGCCAGAUUCGUCCCGGCAGAGGAGGCUUUUGGCCCAAGUCUCCUUACAGCUAAUAUUGGACAGUUGUACGGCGGUACACCUGGACUAGGUACUGGCGACCACAUGUUGGCCAGCAUGAUCCGAGCCACUGGUAACCAGGAAUUAAUCAAGUUCUCUUCGUCAGAUGACCUUGCGCGUCGUUUUCAGCUUGGGCUCGCCGACGGACUGUCCAGGGCAGAAGUUCUCGGAUUGAUUGGAGCUGUGUUGAAACUGCUCUACGGAGAUGUCUUCCGGGAUAUCGAUGGUUGGUGCAAAGCACAAUGGAUCCGCGUGGCUCAUGACGACCCAAGGAAGAAGAAGAUUGAGGAAUUAUUGGAGGCUAUGGCGGCUGGAGGAGCUUGA
This is a messenger RNA of Clonostachys byssicola, 1284 nucleotides long. NCBI's taxonomy places the organism in Eukaryota, Fungi, Ascomycota, Sordariomycetes, Hypocreales, Bionectriaceae. The record is from the annotation of a GenBank genome assembly.